AAUUCUAAAGAUGAAAAGUAAGACUAGAAAGAAGACUUUUUGAAUAUUUUGGUUAAGAUAUUAUAUAAAAGAAGAGGAGAAAGAAAAGAUGCGUCUGAGAAUUUCUAGAACUAGCAUUAUGCGUUAGGAUGAUCUAUAAAGCUUUAUGCGUUAUAUAAUUGACCACCCCGAAAAAUUUAAACACAUAACUCUGCAUAUUAGGGAUUUGCUCCGGCGAGUUAUGGUCGUCGUCUCCAUCAUCCUCCUCCAACAGACCAUUCCUUAAAUGGAAGAAACUAAACGAAACUCCGAUCUUCUCCGUUCUCGUGUCUUCCUCUCUGGCUUCUAUUGCUGGGACUGGGAGUUUCUCACUGCUCUCUUACUCUUCAGUUGCUAAUACUUUUGAUCCGUUCAUUGUUUCUCUUUCUGUUUAGAUUACUUUUCUUUUAAGUUCUUUUUUUUUUAUAAAUUUCACCGGAGAUGACGGCGGCUCAGAGAUCUGCUCCGGCGCCGUUUUUAAGCAAAACAUAUCAGCUAGUGGAUGAUCAGAGCACAGACGACGUCGUUUCAUGGAACGAAGACGGAACAGCUUUUGUCGUGUGGGAAACAGCUGAGUUUGCUAAACAUCUUCUUCCUAAAUACUUCAAACAUAACAACUUCUCAAGCUUCAUUCGUCAGCUCAACACUUACGGAUUCCGGAAAACUGUACCGGACAAAUGGGAGUUCGCUAACGACAACUUCCGGAGAGGACAAGAGGAUCUGCUGUCAGAGAUACGGCGGCGUAAGGCAGUGAUCGCGGCGGCGGCAGAGUCAAACUCGGCGGGUGAUGAUGAUGAUUCCACGUCAUCACCCGGGUCGAAGAAUCCUGGUUCGGUGGAGAACAUGGUUGCUGAUCUAUCCGGAGAGAACAAGAAGCUGAAACGUGAGAAUAGCAGUUUAUGCUCGGAGCUCGCGGCGGCGAAGAGGCAGCGGGAUGAGCUGGUGGCUUUCUUGAAGGAUCAGCUGAAGGUAGGACCGGAACAGGUUGAUCAGAUGAUUAAAGGAGGGAAAUUCAAACCGAAUGUGGCCCGAGAUUCUUCGUCGGAGGAAGAGAGUGACUGCGAAGGCUGCGGCGGAGACGGGGAGGAGGAGGGGGUAGGGGAAGGAUUGAAAUUGUUUGGGGUUUGGUUGAAAGGUGAGAGAAAGAAGAGGGGCCGGGACGAGAAGAAUUUUGUCGUGGGUGGGUCCCAUAUGACGGAGAUAGAGAACGUGGACUUUCACGCGCCGUUGUGGAAAAGCAGCAAAGUUUGCAACUGAUAAAGAAGACUGCUACUAGAUACUGUCCGAACAUUCGUGUUACACGUCAUUGACGAAGAAAAAAAGGAAACUGUGAUUUUAGAAUUUUUCGUAAGGAAAUUAGUAUUAUGUUUUUAUGUUAAAAAUAAUUUUAAUGUAUUAUAUACUUUAUUAUUGUAUUAAUGUGAAAAAUAAGACAGACGUACGUCGAAGUUA
Messenger RNA from Raphanus sativus (radish), 1470 nucleotides. Its product is annotated as heat stress transcription factor B-1. Gene Ontology annotation, biological process: regulation of transcription by RNA polymerase II. Gene Ontology annotation, cellular component: nucleus. The transcript has 2 exons. Bases 460 to 1275 code for a protein of 271 amino acids. Gene Ontology annotation, molecular function: DNA-binding transcription factor activity; RNA polymerase II cis-regulatory region sequence-specific DNA binding. Lineage: Eukaryota; Viridiplantae; Streptophyta; Magnoliopsida; Brassicales; Brassicaceae. The record is from RefSeq and is a predicted model, not a curated record.